This is a messenger RNA of Lytechinus variegatus (green sea urchin), 1525 nucleotides long. RefSeq names its product phosphatidylserine synthase 1-like. Gene Ontology annotation, biological process: phosphatidylserine biosynthetic process. The record is from RefSeq and is a predicted model, not a curated record. Gene Ontology annotation, molecular function: L-serine-phosphatidylethanolamine phosphatidyltransferase activity. NCBI's taxonomy places the organism in Eukaryota, Metazoa, Echinodermata, Echinoidea, Temnopleuroida, Toxopneustidae. The coding region runs from base 14 to 1453 and encodes 479 amino acids. The transcript has 13 exons.
ACAUGCGCUGCACAUGCUGCCGGCCGCCGAUUUCUAUCAAUGCUACGGUACCGGAGUCACGAUUUUACGAGUGAAAAUGGCGAAAAAGGGACAUAAACGCUCUAGUUCUGAAGUUAGUGAUCACUUCCGUCUCAUCAAUGAGCAAGAAGUGGAGGACAUCACACUUGCAUUCUUCUACAAACCACACACUCUUACUCUUCUUUCUGUGGCCGUGAUCGGGACGUUUUACUUUGCAUUUACUGGUACUUCUGAUGGAUUUGAGCAGAAUAUAUGGAGAGGACUGUGUCAUGCUGCCUUUUACUUCCUCAUUAUCAGCGUUCUAGCUUUUCCUAAUGGUCCUUUUACCAGACCACAUCCUGCAAUAUGGAGAGUGUUUUUCGGGAUCACUGUCAUGUAUCUCCUAGUACUCAUCUUUUUCCUGUUCCAAAGUUAUCAGGACGUGAUGAAAAUCCUUCAAUGGAUAUUUCCUGAUCUCCAAGAAUAUAACACACCAGAAAAGGAGUAUGCUGUGAACUGUUCUGAUGUCACUUCAGAGCGAUUGUGGGGUCAUUUUGACUGGUAUUCUCUUAGUCAUUUUGGAGGUUGGGUGAUCAAGGCCCUUCUCAUGAGAAGCUAUGUCCUGUGUUGGAUCAUCAGUGUCACUUGGGAGAUCACAGAGCUCUUCUUCACCCACCUGCUACCCAACUUUGCAGAGUGUUGGUGGGAUGCCAUCAUCUUGGACAUCCUGGUGUGUAACGGCCUCGGUAUCUGGGUCGGGAUGAAACUCUGCAGGAGACUAGAGAUGACCGAAUUCAGAUGGGAGAGCAUCAAAAACAUUCCUUCUACCUCUGGAAAGAUCAAGAGAGCUGUUCUCCAGUUUACACCAGCGAGUUGGACACCCAUUCGCUGGUUGGAACCUCAUACUUCUCUCAAGCGGGUAUUGGCUGUCUUUAUCAUUGAAUGCGUUGCACAGCUGGUCGAGCUGAACACAUUUUUCUUGAAGCACAUUUACAAAUUUCCUGCUGACCAUUGGCUUGGCAUCAUCAGGAUAUUCAUCGUUGUUACAUCCACAGCUCCAACGAUAAGGCAAUAUUAUACCUAUGUCACUGAUCCAUACUGCAAACGGGCAGGCACACACCUAUGGGUCUUCCUUGCAUACAGUUUGAUAGAGCUGAUGAUAUGCAUCAAGCAUGGGCAAGAUGUGUUCUCAAAAACUCUCAUUCUAAACAUCCUAAUGUGGUUAACAAUACAGCUUUCGAUUGUCUUCUUUUGCUUAAUGGCCUUCUGGUGGUACUAUCAAGUCCAUAAACCUGUGGAAUCGGCAAAACCUCUAGCUCUCCGCCGUCUCAGCCAGCAGUCUGUAUCAGCCCCGACCAGCCCUUCAAAAGUGUCCAAUGGUUAUGAAGGUGACAGCCCCACCCAUCAAUACAAUACAAGGAGGCGUGUCCAGAGCGCUGCAAAGCUGGUGUCGUGAUUGGUGUAUUCUAUGGCUGGUGGAAAUGCCCCAUUCCAUCAAGAUGUUACAUGUGCAUUUAUGCAAUACUAG